Drosophila albomicans is the source of this 1645-nucleotide messenger RNA. RefSeq lists its product as uncharacterized. Bases 116 to 1375 code for a protein of 419 amino acids. NCBI's taxonomy places the organism in Eukaryota, Metazoa, Arthropoda, Insecta, Diptera, Drosophilidae. The transcript has 2 exons. The record is from RefSeq and is a predicted model, not a curated record.
GGAGAAUUUAAUCUAUGUUGUUUUGACACUAACUAAACUGAUUUUAGUAUGCUAUAAUAUUUAAUAUUGAAUUGAGAAACACAGAAAGAGUGAGAGAGGACAUUUAUUCUUAACAAUGGAGAAGUGCAAGCAUUACCUUGAACAUCACCAAAAACAUAGUCAUAGUCACGAGAAAGAGCAUCGUAGUGAAAAUAGAAACGAGUCAAAGAUGAGACCACCACCAAUACCGGCGACUCCUUACAAAAAGGAUCCAAUAUGCAUAUGUCACAAGGAGCGGCCUGAGUCACAGAAGCCUCCUUGUCAUCGAUCAACGAAUGGGAAGGCAGAGAAUUUCGAGUAUUCGGCUAGAAUUACGGAAGCGAAGUGUUCUGGUUCUUCGCAGGAUGCGCGUAGUCCUUGUUCCUCUGUCUCUUGUUAUACACCGAAGCCACGUCAUGCGCAUCAACUGCCGCCUUUGGUCGAGAAGAAGGACAAGGAGCGUGAGAGAGGAGGCCACGCAGUCAGAGCUGCAGACUUCAAAACAAAACCCCAACCUUGUCUUCGAGUGGUUAAGGAGAAGCAUCAAUCCCCCGAUCACUGCCCAAGUCUAUCGUUGGAGCUGCUAAGUCCUUGGGCUUCGCAAAAAACUAAUACGCCGAAAACUCGGCCGAUCUAUAAUAAAAAGAAGGAUAACAAACCGAUUAAAGUCGCUGAUGAAGCUGAUGUUGAUCGGAUGCUGUACAAGAAUUCUUGUUUUGGUCUAGAAUGCAGUGCUGACAGCGACAGUGACAUCACUAUGAAAACUGACAAAUUUCGAAAGAAAUCUGAAAAGACGCCUCAGCUUAAUAUGCACCUAGAAGACAAAGAUUCCAGUCCAUUGGUGAAGUCAGCGCGAGAGCAUUGCAAGAUGAUGGAGGAACGCUUUAAGAACAAAUGUUUGGAUGAUGAUCUUUUAAGUUCAGAUUGCGAAUCGCAAAAGACGACAAUUAGUGGUAAGAGUGCCGACCAUUUGCGCACUAUGGUAUGUUCGCAGAUUAAGAUACAAGAGAUUAUCGAUGAGACAACUCGCAAAUUGAAUAAAGCAAAGGAGCAACGAGAUAAAAAACUGCAGUCUUUAGAGCGAUCGGAUUUAUCGGAAGAUUUGCAGCAUAUUUCUAUUAAGGAAACACCCCCAAAGCCAACUGAGCAGAAAAUCAUAAAUGGUGGAAACAGUUUAGGAGGAAUUAGCGUUGAUAUGGUUUCGCCUUUGGUACGCAAGGUGGAGCGUAUGUACUUGAAAACACUUAAUGAGCAAAUGAGUCUAAUGGAAGAUCUGGAGCAAUUGCCAGUCAAGUGCAACAAUUUGAAUCACACGACUAAUGAAGAAGGUGUGGGAGAUGGAAAAAAGAACAGUUAGGACAAAAACAGUUAUUGAUUUAAAUAUUUUUUAUAUAUAAACAACCCACAAAAAAUUACUUACAAAAUAGUACAAAUUUUGAAAAUAGCCGUUAUGUGCAGAGUGUGUGACCAGCCAAAUUGAAUUGAAUUGUAUCCACAAAAUAUACCACAAGUACCUGCUACAUUUAAUAGUGUGGGACCAGUUACGAUUUCAAUAGUUAUUAUUUCAGCGAUUGCGCUGCAUUUUAUUCGUUUCUAUUAAAUUUUCAUGUAGUUCUAAAAAAUAAAU